AUGACAGAACGAACACCCCAACUCCAUUCAGAUCGCAGCAGCGUAUCCAUAUCAAGCGACAACAUCGAAGCGCAAUCCCACCACAGCCACAGCAAUGAAAGUGCCGUCACAGCAUCACUAGCAAAACAAACCACAGUCGCAUCGGGUAUAUCCGUCUUCGAGCAGCGCGCGCAGUCGGUCAUAUCGCGUAUUCGGAGUCGCGAGCCUGGGCAGACUGCUAAAUUUACGCAUCCGCUUUCACAUACGAGGACGACUGAGGAUGUGAUUGUUGAUUUUGAGGGAUUAGAUGAUCCGUACCGGCCUUUGAACUGGGGUUUUAGGAAGAAAGCUUUUACGACUGUUUUGUAUGGGUUGACUACUAUGGGGUCUACUUGGGCGAGUUCAGUGUAUUCGACUGGCCAGGGGCAGAUCAGUGAGGAGUUUGGUGUCUCUAAUGAGGUUUCUACACUAGGUACAUCAUUGCUACUGUUCGGGUUUGGAUUGGGUCCUUUGAUCUGGGCGCCUCUAUCGGAAGUGUUUGGGCGCAAGCCCGCUGUGCUGGCGCCGUACUUCCUCGCGGCUGUGUUCUCGUUUGGUACGGCUACUGCGAAAGACUUGCAAACUAUUAUGAUCACUCGAUUCUUCACGGGCUUCUUCGGCUCGGCUCCAGUGACGAAUACUGGCGGUGUUUUGGGUGAUAUCUGGACACCCGAACAGCGUGGAGCUGCCAUCGUUGGUUAUGCCAUGGCAGUGGUUGGUGGACCUGUACUCGGUCCAAUUGUCGGUGGUGCCAUUUGCCAAAGCUAUCUCGGCUGGCGAUGGACCGAAUACAUCACAGGCAUAAUGAUGAUGUUCUUCCUAAUAAUGGACAUCCUCUUCGUCGACGAGAGCUACCCACCAGUACUACUAGUCUACAAAGCCCGCCGCCUCCGAUUCGAAACAGGAAACUGGGCCCUCCACGCGCGCCACGAAGAAUGGGACGUAACCUUCAAAGAACUCGGCAACAAAUACCUAGUGCGACCCUUCCAACUCCUCUCAACCCCAAUCUGCUUCCUAGUCGCCCUCUACGCCUCCUUCGUCUACGGCAUCCUCUACCUAUCCCUAGCAGCCUUUCCAAUCGUCUUCCAAGAAGACCGCGGCUGGAACCAGGUCGUCGGCGCCCUCCCUUUCCUCGCUUACCUAGUCGGCAUCCUAAUCGGCGGCGUCAUCAACCUCGCAAACCAAAGCUUCUACCUCAAACGAUUCAAAGCAAAUGGUAACCGCGCCAUACCAGAAGCUAGACUGCCACCCAUGAUGAUUGGCUCUGUCCUCUUCGCCGCGGGGAUGUUCGUCUUUGGCUGGACUAGCCCGAAACACAUCCAUUGGAUUUGCCCGAUGAUCGGUGCUGUCAUGAUGGGUUUUGGUUUCUUCACGAUCUUCCAGGCUGCGCUAAACUAUCUCAUUGAUACAUUCCAGAAAUACGCUGCUAGUGCUAUUGCCGCCAACACUUUCUUGCGCUCUAUCUUUGCGGGUUGUUUCCCGCUUUUCACUACGGCUAUGUUUCAUAACCUAGGGGUGCCUUGGGCUGCUAGUGUUUUGGGUUUCUUUUCUAUUGCGCUUAUUCCAAUCCCGUAUUUGUUCUAUAUAUACGGCAAGCGGAUUCGGGCGCGUGGAUUUUGGUCGCGAGAGUCUGUUUGA
This is a messenger RNA of Penicillium canescens, 1656 nucleotides long. Its product is annotated as MFS transporter. Bases 1 to 1656 code for a protein of 551 amino acids. Gene Ontology annotation, biological process: transmembrane transport. Gene Ontology annotation, molecular function: transmembrane transporter activity. The record is from RefSeq and is a predicted model, not a curated record. NCBI's taxonomy places the organism in Eukaryota, Fungi, Ascomycota, Eurotiomycetes, Eurotiales, Aspergillaceae. The transcript has 4 exons.